Messenger RNA from Cokeromyces recurvatus, 711 nucleotides. RefSeq lists its product as uncharacterized. The record is from RefSeq and is a predicted model, not a curated record. Lineage: Eukaryota; Fungi; Mucoromycota; Mucoromycetes; Mucorales; Mucoraceae. The coding region runs from base 53 to 628 and encodes 191 amino acids. The transcript has a single exon.
UUUUUUUUUCCUUUUUCCCCCAUUCCAUUUAAAUUUUAAAAGAAAAUAGACCAUGUUAGUUAAACAUUUACUGAAUGUAAAUAAUUUGAAAGAUCAUAGAGAAGUAGAGGCAAUUGAAGGUCUGUUAAGAUUGCAGGAGACUGGUUCCUUUAAUGAUACACCAUCUUAUCAGAGACAAGAGGGUUCUUGUUGUUUUAUUACAAAUCGUCGUGGUCGACCUCCUCGAGAUAAGACAUCCAAACAAGAUAGUAGUCUCAAGAUGCUAAACUUGACUGCCUCUCAAUAUGCGCGUCAUGUGAACGAAACAACUAAAGUUCAAAAGAGAAUGAAGAAUCAUCCAACUAAUAAAAUAUCUUCUUCUACUACGAAUAAUAACAACAAGCCACGAUGGCAGGAUCAUGAAAGACAGGAUCUUUUAGAAGCUAUUGUAAGAGUGAAAAGUUUAGAUGAUAUGGCUACUAUCCCUUGGGAUGCUAUCUCCAAGUCUGUGGGUCGUGCAAAGAAAGCUUGUAAAGAUCAGUGGAGAAGAGAAUUGUUACCUUAUUUAAUUGAUGGCUUAUUUGCUAAUAAUAACAGCUCUACUACAAUGAAAUUGUCGAAAUACAACAAUAGAAAAAAGAAGGAAUGAUGCAUAAGUGAAAGGAAACAUUCUCAUUACGUAAUUGUAAAUACAUAUAUGAAGUAGAAAUCACAACUAAAUAAAUAAAAAAA